Molecule: messenger RNA, 2718 nt
Organism: Brassica oleracea var. oleracea
Lineage: Eukaryota; Viridiplantae; Streptophyta; Magnoliopsida; Brassicales; Brassicaceae
Product: potassium channel KAT1
Biological process (GO): transmembrane transport; potassium ion transport
Cellular component (GO): membrane
Molecular function (GO): voltage-gated potassium channel activity
Source: RefSeq, a predicted model, not a curated record
ACACCAAACGUAUCUUCUUUCUCUAUGUGUGGUAUGUCUAUAUAUCACUACCACCUUCAGAUGCUGAGAAAGUGGAUUUCACACCACAGUCAUAAACAUCAUCAAGUAGCAGUCUCCAUAACCAGUUUGCGUCUACUCUUCUUCUUCUUUAUGUUGGAUUUCAAAUCUGUUUCCUCUCAAAAGAAACAAGCCAUGAGCAUUUCUACCUCAAAAGCUCAAUGUUUACCACUUAAGUUUUGUCUCAUCUCUUAAGAUCUUUCCAUAUCACACAUUACUCUGUUCCGUGUUUUUCGCUUCUUGCUCACCAUUGUUGCUUCUCCCAUUUAAACCAUUUUGGUUUCUGCAAAUGGCGCACUGACUCUGCUUUAAGCCGUUAACCUUUCCCUGCCGAAUUCAACAUUUUUUCUCUAAGAAAAAAAGAUAAGCAAUUGGGUUGGAGCAAGUUGUGCUAUAAAGGUCCUAUAUAGCUUCAUCACUAUAUAUAUAACUACCUUGCCAAGAAGAAAUCCCCAAACCUGCUAGAAAAAGCCUUUCACAUAACAUUUUUCUUAUCAAAAACAUCAACCAAGAUGUCCAUCUCUUGCACCAAAAACAUCUUUGAAAGAUUCUGCGUUGAGGAAUACAAUAUUGAUACCAUAAAACAGAGUAGCUUCCUCUCCGCAGAUCUUUUGCCAUCUCUUGGAGCUAGAAUUAACCAAUCAACUAAGCUACGUAAACACAUAAUCUCUCCUUUUAAUCCAAAAUAUAGAGCAUGGGAGAUGUGGCUAGUCUUUCUAGUCAUUUACUCAGCUUGGAUUUGUCCUUUUGAAUUUGCCUUCAUCACCUACAAGAAAGACGCCCUUUUCAUCAUAGACAAUAUUGUUAACGGCUUAUUCGCCAUUGAUAUUGUCCUCACCUUCUUCGUCGCCUAUCUCGAUAGCCACUCCUAUCUUCUAGUUGACAACCCUAAGAAAAUAACAAUAAGGUACCUCUCUACUUGGUUCGCCUUCGAUGUGUGUUCUACUGCACCGUUUCAGCCAUUGAGCCUCCUGUUUAACUACAAUGGAAGCGAGUUAGGAUUCAGAAUUCUUAGCAUGCUCAGGUUAUGGAGGCUCAGACGAGUUAGCUCGCUGUUCGCAAGGCUUGAGAAAGAUAUCCGUUUCAACUAUUUCUGGAUACGGUGCACAAAACUCAUUUCGGUCACUUUGUUUGCUGUACAUUGUGCUGGAUGUUUCAACUACCUGAUCGCAGAUAGAUAUCCCAAUCCAAGAAAGACAUGGAUUGGAGCUGUUUAUCCAGAUUUCAAGGAAACAAGUCUCUGGAAUAGAUAUGUGACUGCUCUUUACUGGUCUAUUACGACGUUGACGACCACUGGAUAUGGAGAUUUGCAUCCUGAGAAUCCAAGAGAAAUGCUCUUUGACAUUUUCUUCAUGAUGUUCAACCUCGGCUUGACGGCUUACCUGAUUGGUAAUAUGACUAACCUCGUUGUUCACUGGACUAGCCGAACCAGAAGCUUUAGAGAUACAGUGAGAGCUGCUUCAGAGUUUGCUUCAAGAAACCAACUCCCACAUGACAUACAAGACCAAAUGUUAUCACACAUUUGCCUGAAGUUCAAAACAGAGGGCUUGAAACAACAAGAAACUUUGAACAAUUUGCCAAAAGCAAUCCGGUCAAGCAUUGCAAACUAUCUCUUCUUCCCCAUUGUUCAAAACAUUUAUCUAUUUCAAGGAGUUUCUCGUGACUUCCUCUUUCAAUUGGUUUCAGAUAUAGAUGCUGAGUAUUUCCCACCUAAGGAAGAUAUAAUUCUACAAAACGAAGCUCCAACGGAUCUUUACAUUCUGGUCUCAGGAUCAGUGGAUUUCACAGCCUAUGUUGAUGGACAAGAUCAGAUUCAAGGCAAAGCAGUUGUUGGAGAUAUGUUUGGAGAGAUUGGAGUUUUAUGCUAUAGACCACAACCUUUUACGGUAAAGACAACUGAGUUAUCUCAAAUACUACGGAUAAGUAGAACAUCUCUCAUGAGCGCGAUGCACGUUCAUGCUGAAGAUGGACGAGUCAUAAUGAACAAUCUCUUCAAGAAACUUAGAGGACAACAAUCAAUAGCAAUAGAAGAUACAAAUAAUGACCAACAAAACAUAAAUUUUCAACUAAUGGGAUGGGAAGAGUGGAUGGAUUCAAGAAAAGAUGCCAAUGGUUUAGAUGUUACAGAGUCAACUUCAGACAGUGGAGAAAAGGCUAUAAUGGAUGCAACUCACAAGGGAGAUACUGAAACAAUUAAGAAGCUAGUUAAACAUCAGUAUUGCAGCUCCAGCAUCCAAACCAAGCCAUGUAGAGGACACGACAAGAGAGUUACCAUUCACAUGUUGUCACAAGAGAAAGAUCAAUCACAGUGCCAUAACGGGAAGUUGAUACUCUUACCUAAAUCCAUAGAAGAGCUUGUAAUUCUAGCAGGUGAAAAGUUUGGAGGAUGCAGCUUCACAAAGAUCACGAAUGCAGAGAACACUGAGAUUGAUGAUUUAGAUGUCAUUAGGGAUGGUGAUCAUUUGUUUUUUCAUCAAACUGAGUUUGGAGGUAGUAACUGAGACUAGCUUUCCUUCGUUACAGCAAUGUAUGUCCGCGACAGUGUAUUCUUACUCGGUUUCACAGAACAAUUGGAUUAUCAAAACUAUAAUCUACGAAACCUGAUAUUGAUUGACACAACAACACAGAUCAAUAGUAUAUGGGAUGUAUAUGAUAUAUAAU